Molecule: messenger RNA, 1284 nt
Organism: Closterium sp. Yama58-4
Lineage: Eukaryota; Viridiplantae; Streptophyta; Zygnematophyceae; Desmidiales; Closteriaceae
Source: the annotation of a GenBank genome assembly
AUGCCCUCGCUUGCCAUCCUCCACUGCUUCACCUGUAAUGCAAAAGAUUCGCAUUUUCCCCUCUCAUCGUUCUCCCCGUCUUCUGAUUCUCCCCUCCCCUCAGUGUCUCUCCUCUCCGCAUUCUCAAAUUUCACUAUAUUUCAUCAGAUGGAUGCACUAGAGAGCAAACUUCUAAGUCGCCUCAACACUCAAUUUCAGUCGCUUUUGAGGCGCCUCUCCCCCUCCCCUCAGUGUCUCCCUCUCCGCAUUCUCACAUUUCAUGGCAUCCCAUCAGAUGGUUGCCCUGGAGAGCAGAAGCACUGGCAAGAGCAGUCCAGUCCUCCCCUAAUUCCUCCCCUGAUUCCCAUCUCCGCAUUCCUCCCCUUCAUUCUCCCCUACUCCGCAUUCUCACAUUUCACGGCAUCCAUCAGAUGGAUGCCCUGGAGAGCAGAAGCACUGGCAAGAGCAGUUUUGGGUGAACUAGCAAAGGAGCUUGCAGGGCGGCCACGGCCAGUCGUGUUCAUGUCGUUUUCUGGAGGGUACAAGGCGUGCCAGUGGAAGAUCAUGGAGGCUCUGCUCUCCACAUCCGCUCAAGAGUCGAAUCAUCGUGACGAAGGUACAGCAGGGGCAGCAGCAGCAGCUUUAGCACCAGUGCCGUCAUCGUCAUCUCCCCCACCAUCAGCGCUGCCGUCAAAGGCACAAGGCGAGGUUUCCGCCUCCCACCGGCACUUCCUUUCGCUCCUCCGAGAGUGCUACGCCGGGCAGGUCUUUGACUCCUCUCCCGUUGACUUCACAUCAGACCUAGGCGUCAGGUUUCUCUCCCAACCGCCACCGGUAACUGGCCAACCGCAGGCCACCUCCCAACCAUCCAUUCCUGCCCAACCACCCUCCCAGAAGCAGGGUUCUUCUCCUGCUUCUGCUGGUGCUCCUGCUGCUCCUGCUACUCCUGUUACCGCUCCUGCUCUUGAUUCUCCUGCUACUACUCGUGCUGAUUCUGCUGCUUCAGCAGUGGCAACAGCCAAGCAGCCCAGCUCGUUACGACACACGCUGGUGCGGUCAGCAGCUGUGGUGCUGGACUGGCUGCUGCUCCCCGAGUUUGAGAGGCAGCGGGCAGCACAGUGGACCACACUUCUGCACUGCUCGACCUUGUCGCCGGUGCUGCUGCUGUGCAGCACAGACGACCAACUAGCUCCCAUAGAGUUUAUUCACAAGUAUGAGAGGGAGGCAGAGGCAAGGGGUGCGACCGUGAAGAGAGUGGAAUGGAGCACAUCGGAGCAUGUUGGUGAGUGGGGGGGUGGGGGAUAG